UUAUUUCACACAAAAGAAAUGUUGAAAUAGACGAAAGGGCGAUGGUUGAUCGUGAACGAUAAGAACGCUCUGAAGAAUACGAUAACGCUCGCGUAACUCCGAGAUUUUGCAUGGCGCGCCUUCGCAUGUUGUUUAGACCCGGAGUCGGCUCAACCGCGAUUGGGCAAACGCUUUGAUGGGCGUCCUCAGUGUGCGAGGCCGUUGCCGAAUCCCACACAGACGCAGGGAAUAACUGCUAGGCGGCGCGACGACACGCUUAUCUGUGCCGGUCGCUUCAAGUCGCCUCGCCAGUAGGGGAAGAGCCGGCCUUGAGAGGCUUCGGUUAGACAACGUGAGCGACACGCGAUGGCAGAGGAAGCGGCGACGACCGAUUCUGCUCUGGUGGCUAGCUUCCGGCGUCGCGGCCAGGAAGCGCUGGAGUUGGCGCGGAAGGUGCUGCACUCUGGGCCGUGGCGCUUCGAGUCGCGGACGCCAGAUGGCGACCAAGUGCACUCGUGCGCCGUGCCGGGCGUCGGACGAGUGCUUAUGAUCACGGCAUUUUAUAAUUGUUCAGCGCACACUUUGAAACAGAUAUUAAUAGAUGGUUUGGAAGAUUAUCCCAAAUGGAGUAACGCGUAUGUUAAAGAUUCCUGCAAACGACUGAUGAUGCUGGGCGACGACAUGGACGUGACGCGGGUGGCGACGAGUGCGCGCCUGGGCGGGCUGGUGUCGGCGCGCGACUGGCUGUCGGUGCGCCACUGGUGCGACGGCGUCGACGAGAAGGGCGUCCCCGAGACGGUGUCCUGCGGCGUCGCCGUCACGCAUCCCGACUUCCCGGCCGGCAAAGGCGGCAUGGUCAGGGGGGAGACGCUGCUGAGCGCGUACGGCAUCGCGGACGCGCCUCCCGCACCGGCCGAGGCGGGCGCAGGGCCGCGCUGCCGGCUGCGCUUCCUGUGCUGCGCGCGCCUGGGCGGCUGGCUGCCGCACUCCGUCGUCGAGCGCUACUUCGCCGGCGGCCUCGUCGACUUCGCCGGCCAGCUGCGGCGCCGCCUCGACGCCCAAGACGCGCCCUAGGUCGCUGUUCUGAGGUCUCCCAAUAUGGUUGUUCUGACUAUAUUUAGAACUGAAACAACUGCGAGAAGAAUGCUGUAUAUACAUUUUUUAUAAAAUGGCAUUGAGAUGCUGUUUUUAGCAUAAGGGAGUUCGAUUUAAAUUCAAUUGAUGACAAUAUAAAAUGACAAAUGUUAACCACAAAAGUUGUGUGCUACGUAUUUUCUGUUGCCCGGACGUCACCCGGACGUCCUAGCAAAAAUGCGCGAGCAGAAAUAAACCAACUAAUUCACAUGUGUUCACUCUUUCGUUCGAGGAACACUUCCUAAUAUCGUGUUGGACCUCCUUUUACCGGCGAAGGGCAGGGACGACGUGGCAUGGACUCAACAAGUCUUUGAAGUCCCCUACAAAAAUAUUGAGCCACGCUGUCUCUAUGGUCAGUGCGGAUGUGUGGCGGAUGCAGGAUUUUGUGUACGAACUGGCCCUCUCGAUUAUAUCUCAUAAAUGUGCGAAAAUAUUCAUGUUGGGCUAUGUAGGUAGCCAAAUUAUUCGCUCGAAUGUUCUUCAUUCGCGAACAAUAGUCGCCCAUCUAAGCCCAUGAAUGUCUCCAAAUUGUCCCCAUGUAGCUGAAUAGAAUCAUUGGUUGAGUUUGACCAGUGGUCUCAGUCCAUCCCAUUUAAAACAGACCAUAUCUUAGGACAGGCUAGUGGGUUGACGAACGAUGCUCAUGGGGCAACCGGUGUGUCAGAAAGUUGUAGUGGAAUAUCAAAAAUCCACUUGUGACAGUGGUCACGUGGUGAUACACUGUGUGCGUAGGUCUUCGAUUUGUGGUGAGGGCCAUGAGAUAAGCAAUUAAUUGCAGAUAGUUCGCUCAUGCAAUUAGGAGACUAUCAGAUAUAUAGAUAUUUUAAUUCAUUAUUAGGUAAGCUCUUGUCUGUGAUGUGUAGGGAGAUUCCCACUACGUCACAGUGCACUCGGGAGUCACUGCAUGGUUGCGUCCACCAAUUAUCUGUACCCCUUGAGCAUAAACUUCUGGGACCAGAGCGCAUGAAAUGCAGUUGCACUACAUCUUCGUAACUGAUAAGAGACUUCCUUUACUGUGGUGCGUGAAAGGAGGAGGAGUUCUAGACGGUCUCUAGGACAAAACGAUUCUAUCACCAAAACAUGAAGAAGCAGAGAAAAACAAGAUUUUACUAGCAACUUGGGCUUCCGUUUUAUUUUAAUUGCAAAAUUAAAGUUGCUUUCCAACUUCUUGUUUAUUGUGAUUGUUAAUAAGGUAUAAAAAGAGUACAUGGCAAUGGCUGGUUUUGUGGAAGAUGUUCUACAGCCCAAUGCUGACAUUUUGAUUUUCAAAACGCAGUUCAAUACUGUAGGUUUUCUGUACCCUCCACCAUUUUCAAGAAGUACAAUAAUACUUCUGACAACCAGAGGAGGAUGAUUUCACACUUAUGUUGAAUGGUAUUACCCCAAAUAUUGUUAGGUGCCGGUUAAUGUGCGCAUUAACAAGCUGAAUGAAUGACAAUGAACGGAUCAUUUCGAACUUCAACCCGUUGUUGGUAUUAACCAUAGGACGCUGUUUGAAGUAAAAUGAUCGAGUGCUAGUCGUCUAUUGUGGGAAUAGUAAAAUAUACAAAUGUACAAUACAAUAUAAAGUAGAAAUGUGCCACAAUACAAUAUACAAUAUAUCUUGCUCAAUCCUCCAGUCAUUUUAGAAAGCUCAAUAAUACUUACGAACCAGCAGUAGAGCUCAUUAAAUUAUUGUAAUCUUAAUUUUUUCCAUACCAUAUUAGCUUAGAGCAAACUUAAUGUUUAUAAUAUCUCAGAAUAAAUUUUCAAAUAUGUAUGUAGUGUGUUCAAGAUGAUUACUUUUGCUAAAGACCACGAGGUGACAAAUCUGGAAGUUAUAAAAGUGAAUCGUUGUGACGUUUUUUAGGCAACUCUUUAGUAGGCAACUCUUCUUGCAUUGGUGUUUGGUCGUUGGGCACACGAAAUCCUUUCACAAGAAUGUGCUGGUGGGAUUUCGCACAUGUUCACUUGCAAAAUGUGAACAUCUUCUGAACACA
Messenger RNA from Gryllus bimaculatus (two-spotted cricket), 3092 nucleotides. NCBI's taxonomy places the organism in Eukaryota, Metazoa, Arthropoda, Insecta, Orthoptera, Gryllidae. The record is from the annotation of a GenBank genome assembly.